Messenger RNA from Trichosurus vulpecula (common brushtail), 2998 nucleotides. It is a transcript of the gene PLA2G4E, whose product is annotated as phospholipase A2 group IVE. NCBI's taxonomy places the organism in Eukaryota, Metazoa, Chordata, Mammalia, Diprotodontia, Phalangeridae. The coding region runs from base 1 to 2610 and encodes 869 amino acids. Gene Ontology annotation, molecular function: calcium-dependent phospholipid binding; calcium ion binding. The transcript is spliced from 20 exons. Gene Ontology annotation, cellular component: cytosol. Gene Ontology annotation, biological process: glycerophospholipid catabolic process. The record is from RefSeq and is a predicted model, not a curated record.
AUGAGCCAGCAGGUUCCAGGAGGCAGUCCAGACCUUGAAAACAAUACGUCUGCCCCCCGGAAUCUCCAAGGGGCUGAAGAAGACAGUUGGAUGGGAAGGGAGUUGAGUGAUUCUGAGGACAUACAGGAUCUGGGGCUGCCUGUCUGCCCAUCUUCGCUUCCUAGCAUCUCCCAGGAUUCUCAGGACCAGUUGUCUCCCUGCCAUCUGCUCUCAGUGAGGAUCAUUCGGAUGAAAAAUGUCCGUCAGGCUGAUGUGUUGAGUCUGACUGACUGUUUCGUAAGUCUCUGGCUCCCAACCGCCUCCCAUGAGAAGCCAAGAACAAGAACUAUCUCCAAUUGCCGUAACCCAGAGUGGAAUGAAACCUUCAACUUUCGGAUCCAGUGCCAGAUUAAGAACGUGCUUGAACUAAGUGUCUGCGAUGAGGACUCACUUACCCCAAAUGAUCACCUCUUAACCGUCCUCUAUGAUCUCAGCAAGCUCUGCUUCCGAGAGAGGACCCAUGUGAAAUUUCCACUCAACCCUGAGGGCAUGGAAGAACUCGAAGUGGAAUUCUUGCUGGAGGAGAGCCCCACUCCACCUGAAAGACUCCUCACCAAUGGCGUGCUAGUGUCUAGACAAUUUUCCUGCCUGGAAGUCCAUGUGAAGCAUAAAAAACAGAAGAAGAAUCAAAAAAGAAAACAGCUAACUGUGACAGUGAGUGAAUCCUAUGAAAACAUCCUGCAUAUCUCACCCUGCUACAACUCCAGCAACCAAUGCCCAGAUCUUGCCUUCUUCCACUACUCCAAAUAUUUCCAGCCACAAAUGCAUGUGGAGGUGCCCAGGAACCGAUGGACCUGUGGGCUUUCCUGCUGUUGUGGUGCCCAUAAAAGAAACCAUUCUGUCUGCAUGUCCCUGGAUUGCCUCCCAGAUGGACAAGAGUUGACCAUACCUAUGAGUGAAAACUGUGAUUUACAUGUGACAGCCAAAGACUGCCCUGAUGAACUGAACGUGAGGCUGGGUUACAAUCUGUGCUCAGAGGAGCUGAAGUUCCUGCAGAAACGGAAGGUCAUUGUAGCAGAAGCCCUGAAGCAAGUGUUACAGCUGGAACAGGAUCUGCAAGACGAUGAGGUGCCACUGGUGGCAAUCAUGGCCACAGGGGGUGGCCUGAGAUCGAUGACUGCCAUGUAUGGCCACCUGUUGGGGCUUCAGAAGCUGAACAUCUUGAACUGUGCCACCUACAUCACAGGCCUUUCUGGAGCAACUUGGACCAUGUCCAACUUAUACAAAGAUGCUGACUGGUCCUCCAAAAACCUGGAGGAGGCCAUCCGGGAGGCUCGAAGACAUGCUGUCAAAAACAAGAUCCCUUCACUCUACCCUGACCAACUCUGUUACUACAAGGAGGACCUGAAGCAAAGGAGUCAAGAAGGCUACAGAGUGACCUUCACAGACUUGUGGGGUUUAUUGAUCGAGUCUUUUUUGGGGGAUGAGAGAUACGAAGGGAAGUUGUCAUGGCAAAAAGAAGCUGUGUGCCAGGGCCAGAAUCCCCUCCCGAUCUACCUCACCAUCAAUGUGAAGGAUGAUGUAAGCAACAAGGAUUUCAGAGAAUGGGUGGAGUUCACCCCCUACGAAGUGGGAUUCCAGAAAUAUGGAGCCUUCGUACCCACGGAACAUUUUGGCUCCGAGUUCUACAUGGGACGAUUGAUGAAGAAGAUCCCGGAGUCCCGGCUAUGUUACUUGCUAGGCCUGUGGAGCAGCAUCUUCUCCCUGAACAUGCUUGAUGCCUGGAAUCUGUCCCACAGUUCAGAGGAAUUUUUCCACAGAUGGACAAGAGACAAAACGCGUGAUAUUGAGGAUGAACCUUUAUUGCCUGAAAUCCCCGAGUGUGAUGCAAACAUCCUGGAGACGACAGUGGUGUUACCUGCCACAAAAUUAUCUAAUGCUCUACGGGAGGUCCUCACCUACCGAGCCUUUGUGUCUCAGUUCCACAACUUCAUCCGGGGCCUGCAGCUUCGCACAGACUACCUACAAAAUAGCCAGUUUGCCACCUGGAGAGACACAGUCCUGGAUUGUUUCCCAAACCGUCUGACACAGUCUGACAGUCAUCUCUGCCUGCUGGAUACUGCCUUCUUCGUCAAUUCUAGCUACCCACCCCUCCUGAGAUCCGAGAGGAAAGCUGAUAUCAUCAUACAUCUCAACUACUGCGCAGGUUCCCAGAUAAAGCCCCUAAAACAGACCUGUGAGUACUGCGAUGUGCAGAAUAUACCCUUCCCCAAAUACAACAUAAAAGAAGAAAAUGAGGAGACCCUAAAGGAGUGUUACCUGUUGGAACCUGAUGAGGAUGACCCAGAUGCCCCAAUAGUACUGUUCUUUCCACUCAUCAAUGGCUCCUUCCAAAAGUACAAAGCCCCAGGUGUGGAGCGUAGCCCAGAAGAGAUGGAGGAUGGACAUGUUGAUAUCUACAGCCACGAUACUCCUUAUGCCACCAAAGAGGUAACUUAUACGGAAUCUGCUUUUGACCGAAUGGUAAACCUCUCCGAAUACAACAUCCUGAAUAAUGCAGACAUGAUCCUUCAAGGCUUACGCCUAGCUGUGGAAAGGAAGAAGCAGUCAAAGAAAGCAUGUUCAUCGUAAACAUGGUGACCCUCACAGAUGGCAUUUCUGUCUCUUCCACCAUCGCAUCAGAAUCCAAUGCCAACUGAUUAGUUGGUAGAGCAUGUUCUCUCCCGGAGAGAAGGACACAAUCAACCUGACUUGGACAUGUACCUGCUACAUAUACUAGGGAGAAGGAGAGAUGUGAGGGAAGAGAAGAGGCAGAAAAUAAUAAAUUAGAGGGACAUUGGGCUUUCAUACCCCAGAUGAAACCAUUGGAAUUUUCUUAAUUUAAAAAUUUUUUUUAAACUCUUCCUGAAUAACUCCCUGAAAUGAAGGGAGUACCGUUGCCACAGGUUCAGGCAUGCCAUCAUCUGAGAAGGCUGAGGGCUGUGACAGGGAGCAAACCGCAGAACCAGAGCUUGUUUUA